Temnothorax curvispinosus is the source of this 2015-nucleotide messenger RNA. It is a transcript of the gene Rexo5, whose product is annotated as RNA exonuclease 5. The coding region runs from base 213 to 2000 and encodes 595 amino acids. NCBI's taxonomy places the organism in Eukaryota, Metazoa, Arthropoda, Insecta, Hymenoptera, Formicidae. Gene Ontology annotation, cellular component: nucleus. The transcript has 9 exons. The record is from RefSeq and is a predicted model, not a curated record. Gene Ontology annotation, molecular function: exonuclease activity; nucleic acid binding.
GUGCAGCUGCGGAGAGCAGUUUUUUUCUGUCACAGCGUGCGUUUUUUAACCUAAAAAUCAUGCGUUUUGUGCUAUUUACAUAUGCUUCUCAUGUAAUGUAUUUAUGGCGUACUAUUGUUAUUAAUGUAUUAAUAAAUCAAAAUAAUAAAGAGUAAUGCUGAAUCUCUUAAACAGUUUAUAAAUCGUCUACUACUCAUAUAAAGUGAUAAAUUAUGAAGGAGCCUACAACAAAACAAUUACAGCGAUUGGAAAAGAAGAAGGCAAAGAUGGCAGCAUUUUUGGAAAUUGCAAGACUCAAUGAUAAAGAUAAGGAAACAAAAAUGGAAGCUUUGAAACAGAUAGUUGCCACUGAUGGAUCUAGCAAUCUAAACGAUAGUAACAUGGCAGGAGACAAUUCUACUCGUAAGCGAUCUUGUGAGAAAAAUUCAGAUGUUACAUGUUCGGAAAUUUGUAAAGAGGAAAAUGUCCCUGAUAAGUCAGAAUUACAGGAUAAUAAUAAAAAACCCAGAUUAAGUGAUAGCAAGCAAUAUGCGAAUUUGAAGGAAGAACUUAGAAAACGUAAAAAGAGGCUUCAAGCAAUUCCAAGACUCACUCUCAAAGCAGUCGGCGAGAAUGCUACUCUGAAUAUUCGAAAUAUGGAAAAGAGGAUACCGAUAUUUCUUAGCGACAUACAGCAUCUUCUGUUAUAUUCACUGCUCGGGCAUCAUUCGCCCUACUUACCAGCGAGAUGGUGUCAACUUGAGAAGUAUAACAAAAUAAGCCACACCGUCGUCUUCGUGCUUGAAGGUUUGUCUUCAUAUCAUUACGUGGCUUAUGAGAGCAUGUUCCCACAUAUAGUAAGUAACUUAAAGCACCGUUUAGAGGUGAUAACGCCUACUGUUUAUGGAGCGUCCAUAACCGAAGAGCUCGCAGCUGUUCCUUUAACAGGAACUCAAAGCGAUAAACUAAUUAAACAAUAUGGCUCCUUAGAAACUGCUUUACAAACAAAUGGAAAUGUCAUAAAAUUGCUAAGAAGUGUAUUUCCAAUGCAUUCGAUAAAUAGCGAUGAAAAAUUUCCUACAAAAAACAGCUCCAACAGAACUUUACCACCGACAGAUAAAUUUUGUAGAACAAAACUGCUUUUGUCAUUAUGGCAGAUGGUAGAGGAAAACUAUCCCGUGCCUCUAAAAGGAACAUUAGCAGAAAGAUACGGCUCGUAUAUAUUAACAAAAGAUGUUUAUAAAGAAGCCACAUCGACAUCGCCAAUGUUCGGUUUGGAUUGCGAAAUGUGCCUAACAACAAGUGGUAAUCUGGAACUUACUAGAAUAAGUAUUGUGGAUGAGAGCAUGAAUGUUAUUUAUGACAGUCUGGUGAAACCAGAGAAUACGAUAACGAAUUAUCUGACUCGGUACAGCGGUAUUACUGAGGAUAUGCUAAAUGAUGUCACGGUUACAUUGCACGACGUUCAGCAGACACUGAGGUCGUUACUUCCUCCGGACGCAAUUCUUGUAGGACAAAGCUUGAAUUCCGAUUUGCAUACGUUAAAAAUGAUGCAUCCUUACAUCAUCGAUACCUCCGUAAUAUUCAAUCUUACUGGGGACAGAUAUAGGAAAACAAAAUUGCAGAUUUUGGCACGUGAAUUCCUCGAGGAAAGCAUUCAAGACAGUAAAGCUGGGCAUUGCUCGACAGAGGACUCAAAGGCUUCCAUGAAAUUGGUGAAGUUAAAAUUAUCGAACAGCGUGGAUUACGGGGACGCCGUGUUGCUCGGUGAUCGCAGCAUGAAAGUCUUGAAAAUGGAAACGGACAACGAGAAAACGAAGCGAGCAUUGCAAAAGACAGAAAUAAAGAAAUAUGCCACAUCGAUAUUUAGUCAUAUAACGAAAAAUAAAGGCACAACUGCCGCCAUUGUGGGUAACGAUGAAGUGAUGUCCGAAUAUUCCAAGUAUUUAACGAACUCGUCUCUCAAUGUCAUGGACGACGAAAGUUUUGCGAAGGAUGAUCAAGUUAGUACGCAAUUAUAGACAAUAUUAAACGUU